This is a messenger RNA of Melopsittacus undulatus (budgerigar), 3489 nucleotides long. RefSeq names its product family with sequence similarity 83 member A (gene SACK1A). The transcript is spliced from 5 exons. NCBI's taxonomy places the organism in Eukaryota, Metazoa, Chordata, Aves, Psittaciformes, Psittaculidae. The record is from RefSeq and is a predicted model, not a curated record. Gene Ontology annotation, biological process: epidermal growth factor receptor signaling pathway. Bases 490 to 1899 code for a protein of 469 amino acids. Gene Ontology annotation, molecular function: protein kinase binding.
UUCAGGAUGUUUGGGAAGGGGUAUUUUUCUUUUAAUAGGAUGGCGUAGUCACAAAGCUUUAAAGAAAUAAAUGAGUGAAUCGCCUAUGGUAAUAGCAACAUACUAUGAACGGGGCACAGUGACGAAGUUCAAGUCUAUUUUUAAGCAUGCCUGGUAGCAUGUAGGUGCAGACAAGAGCCUGUGCCCCUUUCUGCUGCUCUGAAGCUAUGGACAUGGCUGUUGUCUCUGUCCCAGUUCAACGUCAGAGUUGUUUUUGCUCCCUAGCGAAUACUAUGGGAAGACAGAGAAGCCUGGAGCUGUUUUGAAGAUUAUGCAACGAUGCUUAGGAGCCUACCUGCUUUUGCUUGAGUGCUUUCCUCGCUCACAUCGCACAGGAUGCGACAGGAAGAGAAGUACAACCGAAUCGGACGGCCCUGGUGAUUGGACUCGAAUCCAUCCUAUGCCCUGGAGGUGAGUUAAUUCCUUCAGCAGAGGUGAUUUCACGCCACAAUGCAGUGUCUAAACAAGGACGAUUGGGCUGCCUACCCCGUGCAUAUGCAUGGUGCCUGCCCGGCAGAUCUGCUGCGACAAAGAGCCAUGAACAACCCCAGACACUUGGGCAAGAUAAGGAAAAGGCUGGAGGAUAUCAAGAGCCCGUCCUCAAAGCUGACAAAAGCGGAUUUCAGCCACAACGAAAGCAUAAGGUUGGCCACUGAUGCCUUUCUGGAUGGUGGGACAGACUCUUACCUGGAAACUUUACACAAGGAAGGUGAGGUAGAUUUCCUCUCCUCAGUGGAAGCUCAGUACAUCAAGGAUAAUGCCAGGGAGUCCUAUUAUGCGGAGGAGUCCCUGGCCACAGAUGGGGCGGCUGCGCCAAAGCAGAACUAUGCUGGGUCACUCCCUUCAGGGACCUACUUCCCCACCAUUUCUGACAGCAGCGAGCCAGCUCUGCUGCACACAUGGAUUACAGCAGACAAGCCCUAUUUGAAGGAAAAAUCCACUGCCACUGUGUAUUUCCAGACAGAGAAGAACAACAACAUCAGAGACAUCAUACGCCGGUACAUCAACAAAACCACUCAGGUGCUAGCUGUCGUGAUGGAUGUGUUCACAGACACUGAGAUUUUCUGUGACCUCCUGGAGGCAGCCAACAAGCGCAUGGUGUUUGUCUACCUGUUGCUUGACCAUGGCAGUAUCAAUCUCUUCUCGGAGAUGUGCGACAAGUUGCAGGUUUCUGAGGAUCUCUUCAAGAACAUCUCAGUUCGCAGCGUUACUGGAGAGGUUUACUGUGCCAAAUCAGGCAGGAAAUUCUCAGGACAAAUACGAGAAAAAUUCCUUAUCUCUGACUGGAAAUACGUGCUCUCCGGCUCUUACAGCUUCACGUGGUUAUGUGGCCAGGUUCACCGCAACCUCCUCUCCAAAUUCACGGGUCAAGUUGUGGAGCUGUUUGAUGAAGAGUUCCGACACCUUUACGCUCUGUCCAAGCCCGUGAGGGGCCCAAACUCUCCGCCACGCACCAUGCCCUUCCUGUUCAACAGGAGCUGGGCCCCCCAGCGCAGCCUCCCCUGCAGCAACGAGGAAAACACCAACACUCUGUCUGAUCCCUUCAGCAGCCUCUCCAAUGGCAGCAACCACCAGAACAAGCAGAAUCCAACAGCCCUCAUAUUCAGCAGCAACUUAGCCCCACAGUCACCUCUGCAUAGAGUUAAUUCCUUCCACAACUAUGUCUCAUUCACACCCUCAUCACCACAAAAGGCCAUCCAGGGUAACUACUACCAGCCGCCCUAUGUGGCUGAUAACUCCGCAGUGCUGUAUAACAACAUGAACGUUUACAGGCCUAUAAGACUUAGACAAGAAGAAGCAAAUAGAACAGGGUUAAACUCACCCUGGAGAUGCCUCCACCAAGCUAACCUGUUUACAUAAUAACCACCUUGGUUUGAAUUGCAAGUAAGCCUAGUGAGGACCUGUUUAGCAAUCGCUCCUGUACUGAUGAAUAUAGAAAUUCUAUAUAAUACAAAAUGAGGAUGAUUUCAAGCCUCCUGUUUUUGUUUUGCUGCUUACGGAUGCUUCGUUUCCCUAAUUAAAAAGCCAAGCCUUGCUAAUGUGUAAACUGGGUGCAUCAUGACCCCAGGAAGAACACAUCUAAAUAAUGCUGCUCAUAGUGCAGCACUGCUGCCGCCUAUCCCCUGCCCUCGGUAGCGUACCUGUGUAGCAGUAGAUUCAGUUGGUCACUGGUUUUCAGGUGGCCAGGCAUGGGGUGAGGCACAGUUUAUUGCUGUGCAUCGUAGCACUGGCAUGAGGAGGCUGAAGGCUUGGUUAUGCAGCAAACCAAGGCAGUGCUGGCAGCAGCAGUCUACUACCUCCGUGCUGUCAUCGCACCUUGAUUUUGGAGGACUCCUGAGGGCUGAUGGGGAAGGAGUUUGUUCCUCUGCACCAUCUGAGGUACAGCAGCAAGGCCAGCUCUUGGUGAGGUUUUAGGACAGGGUCUGUGAACACAAGCCCAGCAGUUCAGGUUACAUCUUGCAGCUCACUUCCACUCUGUGCCUUCAGCUCACUUUGUUACCACCUCCAAUCCCACCAGCUCAGAGCAGUUUUCCUUAUUGCAGAGUAGCUGUCUAGAUCCAGACUGGAAAAUGAAGCUGAGUGAAGAAGCAAAGUCCUACAAGUAACACACCAGGACUGAGUUCCAAUUCAUUUAAUAGCAUGUGGAUAUUAGAAACCUCUCAAUGGUAAUUUGAUUGAAGGUUAAAUUAGAGGCAACAGUGCUGUAUUUCAGAGUUCUUCGAGGUUUCUGAUGUUUAGAGAGAAGCUGAGUGCCUGUAGUGCCCACUGAAUACAGUUACAGAGGGAAUUACAGAGGUUCAGCAGCUUGAACCAAACCAGAGAAACUUUCUACCAAAUAAUCCAUGAAAACGAAGGAAGCGUCUGUAAGUAAAAGGCAAAAAAUAGUACGAAAAUUCCUGAAACAAAGGAUUUCCACCCAAAUCUCGUAGUUAGAUGCCUCACAUCCAUUGAUCUGUCAGUAGAUUAUUUUUUUACACCUACUUUAUAUCAUCUUUCAUCUGACUCCAACAGAAAACAGGAACCAAAACACAUUUGCACAUCUUUCCUCUUGCUUCUCACCUGCUCAAGGAAGGCAGUUACUGAGGCUGUGGGUGAUGACUAUUGUAUGCAGCAGCAAGGUCUCAGGUGAGGACAGUUUCUCUUCCUUGGAAGAGCAAUCAUUUUGAAAGCAUGACAGUAACAUUGGCAGAACAUCAUGAGAGGAACAGGAUGGGCACUUCCUGCUCUAGCUUUGGUGUGCAUGGAUUUACCUCUGAAAUCAAAUAUUGGAGUCCAGAGUAACAAUAAACUACUGCAUAUAGUUGUAAAUUCUGUACAUAGAAACACUUUUUAGAUUCCUUGGGAAGAAGGGGAAGUUGAUUUUCAUUCCUGUGACAAUUCUACUUCAGUAUCUAAAUAUGGCAAGCAUUCAAAUAAAAGAGACUUUCAUUAAAAUCCCUUUGAGAAUCA